AUGAUACGAUUUGUAUUGGUACAGAAUAGGCAAGGAAAGACGCGUCUAUCCAAGUGGUAUGUACCAUACAAUGCAGCUCAGAAGAAUAAGGUGGAGGGGGAGAUUCACCGGGCUGUGGUAUCUAGGGAUAGUCGGUCAACCAACUUCCUGGAGUACCGCAGCUUCAAGGUUAUCUAUCGUCGAUAUGCUGGUCUAUUCUUCAGUUUCUGUGUAGAUGUCAACGAUAAUGAGAUGUGCGUAUUAGAGCUCAUUCAUCUAUUCGUGGAGGUGUUGGAUGGCUACUUUGGCAAUGUAUGCGAACUAGAUCUGGUAUUCCAUUUCGAUAAGGUGUAUCACAUACUGGACGAGUUAUUACUAGAUGGUGAGAUAGAGGAUACUAGCUCUGCAGUGAUACUAGAAAAGCUUCGACAGUCCGAUAAGCUAGAUUAA
This is a messenger RNA of Perkinsus marinus ATCC 50983, 429 nucleotides long. Its product is annotated as AP-2 complex subunit sigma, putative. Gene Ontology annotation, biological process: protein transport; clathrin-dependent endocytosis. Gene Ontology annotation, molecular function: clathrin-cargo adaptor activity. The record is from RefSeq and is a predicted model, not a curated record. Gene Ontology annotation, cellular component: intracellular membrane-bounded organelle; AP-2 adaptor complex. Lineage: Eukaryota; Perkinsozoa; Perkinsida; Perkinsidae. The transcript has 5 exons. The coding region runs from base 1 to 429 and encodes 142 amino acids.